Molecule: messenger RNA, 605 nt
Organism: Suncus etruscus (white-toothed pygmy shrew)
Lineage: Eukaryota; Metazoa; Chordata; Mammalia; Eulipotyphla; Soricidae
Product: histone H2B type 1-C/E/F/G/I
Exons: 2
Coding region: 38-418 (126 amino acids)
Cellular component (GO): nucleosome
Molecular function (GO): DNA binding; protein heterodimerization activity; structural constituent of chromatin
Source: RefSeq, a predicted model, not a curated record
UGCUCUCGCUUUAUUUCUGUCCACUGCAGAUUCGAAGAUGCCUGAGCCAGCGAAAUCGGCGCCCGCCCCGAAGAAGGGGUCGAAGAAGGCGGUGACCAAGGCGCAGAAGAAGGACGGCAAGAAGCGCAAGCGCAGCCGCAAGGAGAGCUACUCGGUGUACGUGUACAAGGUGCUGAAGCAGGUGCACCCCGACACGGGCAUCUCGUCCAAGGCCAUGGGCAUCAUGAACUCGUUCGUCAACGACAUCUUCGAGCGCAUCGCGGGCGAGGCGUCGCGCCUGGCGCACUACAACAAGCGCUCCACCAUCACGUCCCGCGAGAUCCAGACGGCCGUGCGCCUGCUGCUGCCCGGAGAGCUGGCCAAGCACGCCGUGUCCGAGGGCACCAAGGCCGUCACCAAGUACACCAGCUCCAAGUAAACCCGCCACCAAGACACAAGUAAGAAGGCUCCAGAUGCUUCUCUUGCACUGCUCCACAAGCCUACCACUCAAACAGACACGCAGAAGAGAAUGAGUCUAGAAGAAGAGAACGGAUAAGAGCCACAGAGAAAGAAAGAGAAACUUUCAUGAAAGGACCAAAGGGAAUCUGGCUAAAAUGGCUUCUUUU